Messenger RNA from Haliotis rufescens (red abalone), 967 nucleotides. Its product is annotated as adrenodoxin-like. Gene Ontology annotation, biological process: P450-containing electron transport chain; positive regulation of oxidoreductase activity. Bases 40 to 546 code for a protein of 168 amino acids. The record is from RefSeq and is a predicted model, not a curated record. The transcript has 4 exons. Gene Ontology annotation, cellular component: mitochondrion. Gene Ontology annotation, molecular function: 2 iron, 2 sulfur cluster binding. Lineage: Eukaryota; Metazoa; Mollusca; Gastropoda; Lepetellida; Haliotidae.
UUGUAAUCACCAGCAGUUGAGUCUGAAGUCCAGUGCGAGAUGGCAGGCCUGACAGUAAGGGUAGUCCGAUGUAUCAUCCCAAAAUUUGCUUUCACUAAUCACACGUCGUGUUUGACAGUGCCAAGCUUUCGUUACAAAUUUAAUAGAAGCCAUGAUCAGAAGAACAGGUUUUCAUCAUCGGUACCAAAGACACAGAAAGAAACAGUUACCAUAAACUUCAUUGGGAGAGAAGGAAAUCGCAUCCAAACCCAGGCUAAAGUUGGUGACAAUCUCUUGGAUGUUAUUAUAGAGAAUGAUAUUGACAUUGAUGGCUUUGGUGCCUGUGAGGGAACCCUGGCGUGCUCAACCUGUCACCUCAUCUUUAAGAAAGCAGAUUACGACAAGCUGCCAGAGAAACCCACUGAUGAGGAGCUUGAUAUGCUGGACUUGGCAUACGGCUUGUCGGACACAUCGCGACUUGGGUGUCAAGUACUUGUCUCAAAGGACAUGGAUGGACUAGAAGUGGAGGUGCCAACAGAGGUGUCAGAUGCAAGAGGUCCAUCCUAGGCGUGACCGUGUUUCCCACCGCCCAUCGGCUGGUAAUAGGAUGCAGUUGGAAGAUCGCAAUACAUAAUUUUAAGUGUUAUCAAAUCUCAUUCAAAAUCUGAAGUAAUAUUUAUCUUGAUGUGAGUAUUCAGUGAUGAGUGAUUCACUGAAUCAGUAACAAUUUGUGUUUAUUAGCAUGAUGAAAACAGAUGGUAUAGGUAGUGUUUGCCUGCUGUGUGGGAGAAUACAAGGACAGCCACUGGUCUUCAUGCUGCCACUAUCGGUAGAUCAAUAUUCUCAAUCUCAUGUAUGGCUCAAACAGAGUUUGUUAACUGUCAUCCUUGGUUAGUUUCUUACUUGGACCUGCUGGCUACAGGGAUCACAGAGAAUGUUUGUGAUGGAACACACUCAAUCAGAGUGUAUCAUUAAACACUUGACAGGA